GCCAAAGUGCAGGUCACUCUUGGCGGUAUGCAGACAUGGGAUUCUUUGCAUCCCGAAAGGCCGAGACAUCCCCAUUACCAGUGAAGCAUGAGAAGACUGGAUUCACCGGCCACCCCGCCAAGUCGGUUGCUCAGCUGCUUCGAAAUCGUCUGAACGGAAGGAAGGAACGUACUGCAAAGCUUGGUUCUUUGCAUUCUACGGACUAUACCCCAUCUCUUGACUCUACCAGCGAUAUACCAAUUCAUGAUCCGGACCAUUCAAAUCGCGUUUACGGGACUGGGGUCGAGGGUGUCAUUUCUCAGAAAACGCGUCCGUCUGACACAAAUAGGAAGUCCACAGAUGCUGUCACAUUGACAUUGGCCCAUAAGCUCAAUGAACUUGCCGCAGCGAAUGCCGAUGGCUUUUUGAGUGACGAUGAUUAUCGCGUUCUGAGGCAAAACUUAUUUAAGAGCUUUGUUGCCGUUUCCGAGCCUCCAACAGAAGUUCCAAUUGUAAAAUCGGUUGAGCCGGUCCCGUUUCGGUUUCCUCCUGCGUCGCAUGGUGACUACGCUGCGUCAACCACAACGCGUCUUACCCGUGCACCAUCCAUGCGUACGACAGCUUCAAAUACUUCCACCAUCUCAACCUUAUUUCAACGUGUCUUGAGGCGAUCGUCUGAGACACGUAGCGUGAGGGACCAAGAUCAGAUGUCGAUAGCUUCUUCGUCGCGACCUGCGCCUAUCUCUCCCUCGAUGAUCUCAGUUGCCCGAGGAUUGAGCCGCCAGGUAUCAAAUAGUUCUCUAAAAUCUGAUGUCUCCCGAAAUAUGACAUCGGACAUCCGAUCCAUGUCUUCGAAGCUCUCGGUACGAAGUAUAGGGACAACUUCGGAUGCAGGGGGUAUGACGCGAAGAAGCACGAGAAGCCUACGAAGUUGCAUGCCACCUCCUUCGUCGUUUAAUGCGAGGCACAUGGCUUCCCCUCUUUCACUUUCAGAUGGAAAUGAGGAUCGGUUACGACCUGCAGAGGAUAUUCGGGCCGAGAUUCGAGCUACUGAAGCAGAGGAACAAAGCGUGCUAGCAGCUUUAUCGAUAUUGGCGCAACAACCUUUCAAUCCAGCCAUGCCUAGCUUCAUCCAUGCGCUCGAUUCUCGUCCUGGCUGGCCUCCACCUGUGCCACCGAAAAAAUCGAGUCCCAAUACGGGGCAAUCCACUUCGCCCCUUGGGACAUCCCCAGCAAGCCAAGACUCGACAGAGCUUGAUUCGUCUGAAUAUCCUGUGGAGACGCAACUUGCCGAAAUAGAACGGCGAAGAGCGGAAAUCACUGUGCGCUAUCAGCAACGUCUUGAUUACCUGAGGGCUCGGCUGAAGGGAGCCGAGAUACAUGAGCGACUUCUGCGCAAGUAGCUUGAUUGUUACUAUCGCGUGGCUGAGGAUCGGGAAUUGUUAUUAAAAGGAAUAUGCAUCGUGUACAUAUAUCCAUUGGAGCAGUGCUUUCGAUAGUUCUCAUAUGUCAUUCUUCGUUCUUUAGAUCACGAGUUAAAUUGAU
Molecule: messenger RNA, 1524 nt
Organism: Fomitiporia mediterranea MF3/22
Lineage: Eukaryota; Fungi; Basidiomycota; Agaricomycetes; Hymenochaetales; Hymenochaetaceae
Exons: 6
Coding region: 36-1382 (448 amino acids)
Source: RefSeq, a predicted model, not a curated record